ACACCGGACCGGCAACCAGUCGCAGAACAAUGGGCCAGGGGUUCGCGGUGCGGGGAUGACUUUCCCCGUUUCCACCACUGCCCCCGUCCCGGGCAAGGAGAGACAUCUCCAUCUGUGACAGGCUCCGGGCUGCGUCACUCCACCCUCCUCACGCUCCGUUAUGUCAUUUGCAUAGGGAGUGGACUAUAUAAAGCAAGGUGGAUGCUCGGCGGAGGUUCUACCAGCUUAGUGACGGCUCGGCUUGCAGUGGCGCGGCUGUGACGAGCAGAGCUUCGUGGAAGAAUCAAACUCGUUUCGGGUACACCGACAAGGUUUGACCAGAACCAUGAUGAGCGGUCGGACAAGCAGCAGCAGCCGGUCCUCGUCCUACUCCAGGAUGUUCGGGGGGGAGCGUCCCGCCGUGGCUCGGUCCUCCUACUCGAGCCGGCAGUACUCCAGCCCGGUGCGCUCCGCCCGCACCUCGUACAGCGUGUCGUCCGCUCCGCCGAGCAUCCUCUCCUCCAAGACGGCGCGUCUGCGCAGCACCGUGCCGAUGCCGCGGCUCACCGCCGACACCGUGGACUUCGCCCUCUCGGACGCCAUCAACACCGAGUUCAAGGCCAACCGGACCAACGAGAAGGCCGAGAUGCAGCACCUCAACGACCGCUUCGCCAGCUACAUCGACAAGGUGCGCUACCUGGAGCAGCAGAACAAGCUGCUGAUCGCGGAGCUGGAGCAGCUGCGGGGCCAGGGCAAGUCCCGCGUCGGGGACCUGUACGAGGAGGAGCUGCGGGAGCUUCGCAGGCAAGUGGACCAGCUCACCAACGACAAAGCCCGGGUGGAGGUGGACCGGGACAACCUGGGGGACGACAUCGAGCGCCUCAGACAAAAACUGCAGGAGGAGAUGCUGCAGAAAGAGGAUGCAGAGCACAAUCUGCAAGCCUUCAGACAGGAUGUGGACAAUGCCUCACUGGCCCGUCUGGACCUGGAGAGGAAGGUUGAGUCACUGCAGGAGGAGAUCAUCUUCCUCAGGAAGCUCCAUGAUGAGGAGAUGGCUGAGCUGCAGGUCCAGAUCCAGGAUCAGCAUGUCCAGAUAGAGAUGGACGUGGCCAAGCCUGACCUGACUGCUGCCCUGCGGGAUGUGCGGCUGCAGUAUGAAACCCUGGCCACCAAGAACCUGCAAGAGUCUGAAGACUGGUACAAGUCCAAGUUCGCUGACCUGUCGGAGCAACAGCAGCGCAACAAUGACGCUAUCCGCCAAGCCAAGCAGGAGGCCAACGAGUACAGACGGCAGGUACAGGCUCUGACCUGUGAGGUGGAUGCACUGAAGAGCACAAACGAGUCUCUGGACCGUCAGAUGCGGGAGCUGGAGGAUAAUUUUGGGAUGGAGGCCUCUGGCUACCAGGACACUGUUGCCAACCUGGAGGAGGACAUCCGCAACAUGAAAGAUGAAAUGGCCCGUCACCUGAGGGAGUACCAAGACCUCCUCAACGUCAAGAUGGCCCUGGAUAUUGAAAUUGCCACCUAUCGCAAACUGCUGGAGGGAGAGGAGAGCAGGAUUACUACCCCCAUGCCAAACUUCUCCACCCUCAACCUGAGAGAAACCAUGUUAGAAACCAGACCAAUGAUUGACAGCCUGUCCAAGAAAGUCCUGAUAAAGACCAUAGAAACCAGGGAUGGACAUGUAAUCAAUGAGUCUACCCAGCAACACGAUGACCAGGAGUGAGUUGGAUGGAGGUGUCCCCUGACAGGCACAGGCUCGGGGCGGUGGGGUAGGGGGGUGGGGUAGUAGUAAAUGAAUGCAUAAUAUGCAUGAAAGUAAACAAUGCUAAAAUGGAGGAAGGGUUAGAUGAAUGCAGAAAAUAGGGAGAUAUCAAUGUUUUCGUGAAGGUACAAACAAAACCAACAAACUCAAAAAAAAAGAACAGCUUUAAAAGUGCCUUUCUAGACACGUUUUGGUGGAGCUUGCUUGCUUGAUAAGGUUUCUCUUAACCAAGGAUCAGUAGAACAGAAUAGAUUCUGCCAUAGAGGAGAGGAGUCCGCUUUAUUGAAUGUUUCUGUUGUUCAACACUGUAGUUUCUUCACAUCUGAGGAAAAACCGGCACACGACAGUACUUCGCCAAUUUCUGUCUCACUGUGGAAAACCAUACAAGUCCAUGUUUCGUUUUCAGACAGAUGGAAGUAGGAGAGGUUGUGUACUUCUAGUUCAUUACUAACAUUGGCACACAAAGUGAGUGGAACUUUUAUUCGACCGUAAGUUUGUGUUAAGUGCUGUUGAAUGCUCCAAAAAAGACAAAACUCUUAACAGACUUCUAAGGCUCUUUGUCUGAAGGCUUCACGUUGCCUUUACCAAAUGUUGAUUUACCAUUAUUGUCCAGUACUCACCUCGAUACCAAGUACCACAUCACUCUGUCAAUGAUAUAAUAAUGCUACUCUGUACCAAUAAACACCUGAAAA
Lampris incognitus (smalleye Pacific opah) is the source of this 2436-nucleotide messenger RNA. RefSeq names its product vimentin (gene vim). Bases 326 to 1705 code for a protein of 459 amino acids. Gene Ontology annotation, molecular function: structural constituent of cytoskeleton. The transcript has 9 exons. Gene Ontology annotation, cellular component: plasma membrane; cytoplasm; intermediate filament. The record is from RefSeq and is a predicted model, not a curated record. Gene Ontology annotation, biological process: intermediate filament organization. NCBI's taxonomy places the organism in Eukaryota, Metazoa, Chordata, Actinopteri, Lampriformes, Lampridae.